AUGGCUGAAACUGUGGAUCAGGGACUGGCGAAGCCUGACCUGGGGUCUGUACGCCGGCAGCCAGCAAGGGCCCCCCAGCCCCGUGCCUCGGCAUUUUGUUACGGAGCCGAAGGUCUCUUUUCACCGCGAAGCGCUGACGUCAGACCACGAGCAGUGACUACGCGGGAGCCAACGUGCCCCGACUGCCUGGGGUCAGGACAACGCGAGACGCGCCGUUUUAAAACGCGCAGCGUGAACGCGGACGCGCAGCUGGGACAUGUACCCCGUGGCCUAAUCUGCCACCCCGACAGGGAACACCUGGUGUACCCGCUGGGGUGUACCGUAGUCAUUCAGAAGCUGCAGGAUAAGCAGCAGACCUUCUUGCGCGGCCACACCGAUAGCAUCACCUCUGUCGUCCUCUCCAGGGACGGGGAGUAUGUGGCUUCUGGACAAGUCACUUCCAUGGGUUUCAGGGCAGACAUCAUUCUGUGGGAUUUCCAGAAGAAGGAAUUACUUGCUCGGCUGUCGCUGCAUAAGGGUAAAAUUGAAGCACUAGCGUUUUCUCCGAACAGCUUUUAUCUGGUGUCCCUGGGAGGCCAGGACGACGGCAGUGUAGUGGUGUGGGACGUUGCAAAGAGAGAGCUGAUCUGCCAGGGGCCGGCCUCGCCGCGCACCGCCGGGAACGCGACCAUCGUUGCGUGCUCCAGCUGCAGAGACAGCGUGUUUGUUACUGCUGGAAAUGAGACCAUUCAAGUAUGGGAAGUGGAUAUACUGACUGGGAGAAUGCAGCCGACGCUGUGCCGGACAGGGCAUCUGAGAAGAGUGGUCACCUGUGUUACGAUGUCAGAUGACGGUACGUAUUUCUGUGCUGGCACAUCAAGUGGUGAUAUCGUGAAAAUGAGUACAAGCGACAAGGUGAUGAUUAGCUUUGGGCCCCAGAAGCACAAGUUUAGCUUGGGAGUGACAGCUUUGCGUUUGCUGAACAGAGGAAAUUCAAUAGUCUGCACUGGAGGAGGGAUUGUAGCUCUCUGUGUAGGCCCAAACUACAAAGUGAUAAAGAAAGUUCAAGUUCAAGGUGGUGUCACUUCCAUGACAUGUAGAGGCCAGGGUCACCAGUUCUUUGUAGGGACAAAUGAGUGCCAGAUUUACCGAUUUAACUACACCGCGUUUAAAGAGGAGCUGAUUGUUGUCUCUCAUAAGGAAGCCAUCCACGACGUUGUUUUUGUUCCGGGAAUUUCCGACUUGUUCGCUACCUGCUCCAAGGGUGAUAUUCGAGUGUGGUACACCCCAGAUGGCAGGGAGCGCCUGCGAAUCGUCGUCCCCAACCUGACCUGCCAUGCCGUAGAUAUUACGAAGGAUGGCUUCAGCAUCAUUUCAGGUUGGGAUGACAGCAAAAUCCGCGCCUUCACACCAAAGACUGGACGAGGAAUGUAUGUGAUUGAGUAUGCCCAUGGCUUGGGAGUGACGGCAAUUGCUGGUACAAGUGACAGUAAACGGAUCAUUAGUGGAGGCGGUGAAGGGCAGGUGAGAGUCUGGGAGAUUGGUGAGAAGACUCAGAAACUGGUGGAAGUUCUGAAGGAGCACACGUCUGCUGUGUCCUGCAUUCAGAUUAAGAAGGACGACCGAGAGUGCGUCACAGCCAGCCUUGAUGGAACGUGCGUCAUCUGGGAUAUUGUGAAUUUUAGAAGAAAACAGAUGGUCCUAGCCAACACGAUGUUCAAAUGUGUGUGUUACCAUCCCGAGGAGUACCAGAUAAUCACCAGUGGAACAGACAGAAAGGUUGGAUACUGGGAAGUAUAUGAUGGCUCUUUAGUCAGAGAAGUGAGGGCAUCUGAAUCAGGCCCCAUCAAUGGGAUGGACAUCACAUCAGAUGGGCCGUGCUUUGUCACAGGUGGUGACGACCAUCUGGUGAAGCUGUGGGACUAUAACGAGGGCACGGUGACUCACGUUGGAGUGGGCCACAGUGGCAACAUCACCCGCCUCAAGAUCUGUCCGGGGAAGAAGUACAUCGUCAGCGUGAGCGCGGGUGGUGCCAUCCUGGUCUGGAAAUACCCAGCCCUGGACUGA
Opisthocomus hoazin is the source of this 2046-nucleotide messenger RNA. Lineage: Eukaryota; Metazoa; Chordata; Aves; Opisthocomiformes; Opisthocomidae. The record is from RefSeq and is a predicted model, not a curated record.